This is a messenger RNA of Portunus trituberculatus (swimming crab), 3736 nucleotides long. RefSeq names its product BRISC and BRCA1-A complex member 2-like. Gene Ontology annotation, biological process: double-strand break repair. Lineage: Eukaryota; Metazoa; Arthropoda; Malacostraca; Decapoda; Portunidae. Gene Ontology annotation, cellular component: BRISC complex; BRCA1-A complex. The record is from RefSeq and is a predicted model, not a curated record. The transcript is spliced from 10 exons. The coding region runs from base 1710 to 2855 and encodes 381 amino acids.
GUUUCCUCGUAGUCACUGCUUCCCCAGUUUCUCUUCGUUUUCUUCACUUUUUCAACAGCAAAGCUAAGAUCUGGAAACAGUGCGGGGCAGUUACAACGUUCACCAUUACUUGGUUGAGCAACAGCAGAGACGCCAUUGCUUCCCCGAGUGUUGGGCCCGUGAGCGGCAGAGACCUGAUUUGUCAAGGUGGAAAUUUGCUCAGAUAUAGCCUUAACAGAAUAGUACAAUGCCAUGACAGUUUCAUGCAGCUGCCAGAGUGCAGGACUGGUACCACCAUUGUCACCUCCAGGCACAUGGUUCAUGACAAGCAAAGUGUAGGUUGUGGAGCAAACAGCGGCACAUCCUCACUUCUCCUUCAUCACCAGGCAAGUCAGUCUCAAAAUUAGUAUGCUUAAGUGAUUUCCAUAGAUAAUCCACUGGGUAUGAUAUUGAAAUAAGACUUUUCUGUAUUGCCCUUAACAUGCAGAUAUUGGAUGCAACAGCAAACCUUUACAGCAGAGAGAGAGUGAGUGAGUAAUUGAUUGAGUAAUAUUAUAGCACUCACCACAUACACUGCCAUCCCCAGCUGACCAAGCAAUAUUAAUAGUCUUGCUGGGAUAAGCAGCAACUUACACAGGAGCAAUGAGGACAGCACUCACUCGAUCACUAUAAUGCAGGUGGAAGCAAUUUACAAUCAUCAGCUUGGUAGUGGAGUGCAAGGCAAGAAGGACAAGCAAAAAACUAUGUAUGUACAUGCACAGCACAGUCUUAUAUUUUCUCACCAUAGAGCAGGUCACAGUUAUGUUCUGUCUUGCAGAACACUGCAGGCACAAAAUAGUCUCUCCAGGGAGAGCACAGAGUUACAAGUGAGUGGCAUGACACUCAAAGCACAAAGUCACUCAGACUGUGCAGAACACACAUGAAGGAAGCAUAGCCCAACUCACAAGGCACUACUCAACUCACAGCAAGACAAAGACACUACAAGUCUCUUCCUCAGCUGUACUGUACUUCCCAGCAGUCACUACUCCUCACAGCCACAGGAUGUUUUCAUGCAAUCUAUCCUCAGGGCAGCCUUCAGGUGCACAGCAGACACUUCACAAAUGCCCCACCAGUCUCUGCUCCUCCAGCAUCCAGCUGCAGGGAAGUCUCACAGCCAACUGCCAUUUUUACCCUCUGUAGUCUCUAAAGCUAGCACUCUAGUCUGACCUUCACAGUAGCCAGCACAGGCUACCACACAUCCAGAUAUCAAAUCUCCUGUUACCAAGUGUGCAUCUACCCACACUUCAGGCCUGCUUACUGAGAUGUCACAGCUUCUGCCUCAAGACUCACAAGCACCAGACUCAUUUUACUGCUGGUACUGCCUCUCCUAAUCCUCUCCAUGCCUGCUCUCCUCUAUGUCUGGCUGCCAACUCCACAGUCUUGUAUCUCAGCACAGACCGACACUCAGAAUCACCUAGCUUCCUCUCUCUCUGCUCCUGAGACCCAGAAGUCUGGGUGGCUCCUUUCUGCAUCUUACUUUUUGCACAUGGCCAGGAAAGCAGAGGCCAACAGAUGUGCUUCACUGUAUCAUCUCACCUAGCAACACACCCUACUGAAAAGUAUCAUUAUGUUACCUCUUUCAGUUAGUGAACACUGAUAUUAUUGCCUUGUUCUUCCCAUCUUUACUACUCAUUAUGUUAUUUCAGAUCCCUGUGAAUGUAUAAGCAACACAGAAUAAUGCUCCACUCAAGAUGUUUACUCGCCAAGUAGAAUACAUGAAGGUGAAUGGUGUUCCAGGAGUGCUGUUCAGUGAUUGUGCUGAAAUCAGCAAAGCUUCGGAAGCUCAAGGAGUGAAGAGCAAGGGAGAUAAUGGAGAAAUUUUGGAGUGUAAACCAGAGAGAUACUUAGAGAAUGCACUACUGAUCAAGCUGCCUUAUGCUGGGACCAACCUGACCAUCCACCUCCUCUUCAACCCCCAAGAGCCUUGGAUGGUGCCUGAAAUGACCUUCAGUGAUGACUGCUUCACAUCCACCAUCACUUUGAAGGAUCUGGAAGACCAGGUACCAUCUCUCAAUGAGUGGAAUACCUCAACUGAUGACAUUCUGGCCCAGCUGGUGCAUCAGGUGUUGCAGCUGUACAGGAGGUACCAGCUUGACCGGCUUGAGGAGGAUGAGAUUCUUCAGAUUCAGUAUGAGUCUCUACUCAAGGCUUUAAAGAUUGGAGAAGGAGACAUUGAGGUGUCGGUCAACAGCACAGAACAGCUGAGCACUACAUCAUCUUUCCUGAUGCGUCUACCUCUCAGUCUGCAGGAUGUGCCACCUGUGUUGGUCAACGCUAACCCUGGCACUCCAAACACCUUCCUGCAAGUUGAUUUUCCUAGGAGGGAAGCAGCAUUUGUGCCCAAGCUUCACCUUUCCUCCCGUGUUGAGUCCCUCAUUGGAGAAGCUUCCACCCUGGCACUGCCUGCUGUGCCUCCAGGCAUAGGUGUGAUGGAUUAUGUGGAGAGAAUCAUGGAGGUGCUGGAAGAAAGAGUGAGGAGAACUAUCCUUUCCUUUGAGACCAGGAAGCAGUUUAUAGCUGAGGUUCUGUGUCAGUUCGGAUGUGCUGUGGUAGAAUAUGAUGCUGAACGUUUCAACAAAAUUGUGGUCAUGAUGGAGGUGAAGGACUUCCACUUCCUUGCCUUCAUCCACUUAGGUCCAUUGUUCCCUCAGCAACACAGGCCACGGGUGGUGCUGCAGUCCCUGUAUCACAACACUGCCGAGGAACCAGUGUCUAAAGAGCUCACAGAUCUCAAGUAUAACUCACAGUGGAAACCGGAGGAGAUGGUACAGCAGACCAAAGAAGCCAUCCUAGCCAACAUUUCCUCCUUUCAGAUGAGCUCUAUACAAAAUUCAUAAUUUUAUGGUAAGAAUCAGGUUGACAAUUUUACCAUGUUUUCACCAUUAGUGCACUUAGCAUCUUUCAUAUUUAGGAAAAAGUACAGUCAACAACCACAGUAGAUUUUGCAGCAACUACAGCUAAUCUAUCUACAUACAUAAUAGGCCAGCAAUCUCACACAGGAAGGCCCAUAUGGGUGGAGACCAAUGACCAGAAAGUAAAUGAUUUGAAGUUGAAAUAACAGAUAAAUCUGAACAAAGGAAAUUCAUUCAUUUGAAAGGAAAUCUUGUUGCAUUGUAUGCUUUAUUAUUAAAUUAUAUUUUCCAUUUGUUUAUUGAUUCCCUGUAGUAUGUCUUGGAAGAAUAUAUCAAUGGAAUCCGUGUAUGUUGUAAAAGACAAUUAAUGGAGAUUUGAGUAUGGUAACUUGGUACCACUUAUAAAGGGAAUUACUUUCUUUUUCUCCCCAUCUCUAAUUGUACUUGUACUGGGUGUAGGGUUCUUAGUUUGAGUGGUGUCAGAAAUGUGGCAUUGGUCUGCACUGAGGAAUACCCUCAGCAGCCGUAGAUGGGCACUGGUCUGCAUGGUGGAGACAAAGAAAGAGCUAUUGCAGUUUUGGAUAUAUCAAAAGAACUAACAACUAGGCUAUAAAAAUACAUGUGGAAUGUUACAUUUUACUGAUUGAUUAUGAUACAGAGUAUUUGGGAAUUAAAGCUUUAGUGUACAAAGGAAAAGACAAUUUUGUGUUUUAAAAGAACAAGGAAAAUUAUUGCAAGCUCAUGACAACCAGAAUCCAUGAAGUAUCCUGUAAGUCACAAUAAAGCAACAUAAUUCUAUGAAAAAUCUACAAACCUGCAUCUGUAUUUAAAAAAAAUAAAAGACUGCUACUAAUCAUCUAUAUAGA